CGCCACGAUACAGUGUGUGUGAGACCGAGACCCCGAGCAUGUGUGUGUGUGCUGCAACCUGAGCGAUACUGAGUAAAUAAUGUAGACAGCGGUAGUGAGGACGGUGUGGAAAGGACCAUGAAUUAUGCAGCCUGCUGGCGCUUUACUACAGCUGCUCUGUCUUAGAGAGAGCUGGAACCUGUAGCUGCCUCUCACUGACUGACUUGCUGACUGAAUGCCUGCCUGCCUCCUUGCCUGACUGACUUACUGCUUGUGUUUGCUUCCUCAGAGAGAACAUGUCCCACUACCAUUUUAUCAAAUGCUGUUGUUUCCAGUUAUGUAACGUCUUCCGUCAGAACAUGGAGAUAGACCAGUGUCUUCUGGAGUCUCUUCCUAUUGGCCAGCGCCAGCGACUGGUCAGGAGGAUGCGCUGCGACCAAAUUAGGGCGUACUACGAGCGGGAGAAGAGCCUGCAGCGCCAGCAGGGCGGAGUCAAGGCCCGAGCCCUGCCCCCCGGCCCCAGGAAAAAGCUCCGUAUUCGCUUCAGUCUCGGUGAUGUCAUCCAGGACGCCAUCAUACGCCACGAUGACAAAGAAGUGCUGCAUCUCUUAAAGGAGGGAGUGGAUCCCAACACACCUGCCUCCUCAGGAGGGUCCCUCCUUCACCUGUGUGCUCGCCAUGACAACGUUUUUGCGGCCGAGCUGCUGGUGGAGCGGGGGCUGAACGUCAACCUGCAGGACGAGGACCAGUGGACGGCUCUGCACGUGGCGUGUGUGUGUGACCACGCCGACAUGGCCGUGCUGCUGCUGCUGACGGGGGUGAACGUUCUCCUUCAGGACGUGAACGGGAACAUUCCUCUGGACUACGCCAGCGAGGGAACCGAGACCAGUUACAUCCUCCGCAGAUACCUGGAGGAGAACGGUGUGGAUGUGUCGUCCAUGCACAUCAUGCGUCUCCAGAGGCCCAGUACCAUGCUGUCAGACGUGAGGCAGCUGGUGUCCAGCAGGGGCAGUCUCAACCAGCCCAACCACGACGGGGUAACCCUGCUCCACAUAGCGUGUGCCAGUGGCUACAAGGAGGUCGUCUCAGUGCUGCUUGAGAAUGGGGUCGACCCCCAGCCUUACGACAACAACUAUUGGACACCUCUGCACCUGGCCGCCAAAUAUGGACAGACAAGCAUCGUGAUCCAAUUACUGAAGCACAGAGCUGACCCCACACUAUUGAACUGCAACCAGGAAAAGCCCUCAGACAUGUCAGCGACAGAUCCAAUCGCGGACAUGCUGCUGAGGGCCGAGGCAUGCUGGGUAGAGAGACAGAAGGACCCCACUGCCCCCCUGUUCCCCACAGACCAACGCUACUAUGAUGGAGGGGCUCAUGAUGUCACCACACCAGUCAAAAACCUGACCCCCCUGGCCCUACCCCUGGCCAAGCGUGACAGCCUAUUGGAAAAGUUCACCAUGUUUAGGGAGGUGGGCGGCGCUCUGAGCAGACAGCCCUCCCAGGACAACGGUCUUGACGGUCCCUACAGCACUGGUUCCGGAAAACUGGAGCAAGUGAAGCUGAUGCCGCCGGCACCAAACGAUGACCUAGCGUCACUCAACGAGCUAACAGACAGCAGUCUGCUCUACGAAAUGCAGAAACGUUUUGCCAACAACCAGAUUUACACCUACAUUGGCAACAUUCUCCUUCUUGUGAAUCCCAACAAGGAGCUUCCUAUAUACUCCACCCUGGUGAGUCAGUUGUACCUGAGCUCGACAGGCCGCCUCUGCUCUUCUCUCCCCCCACACAUCUUCUCCUCCUCUGAGAGGGCCUACCACAUGAUGCUGCAGGAGAGACGUCCGCAGUGCUUCCUCCUCAGUGGGGAGAGUGGCUCUGGGAAGACCGAGGCGUGUAAACACAUAGUCCGACACCUGACAGCCAGGUCUGGCCCCAAGGGCUUCUGUCUGGAGCCCAAGAUGAAGCAUGUGAACUGUAUCCUGGAGGCAUUUGGACAUGCCCAGACUCCCAGGAACAGCAAUGCCAGUCGCUUCAUCAAGCUGCUGAGUCUUCAGUAUUGUGAGAGGAGGAGGACACUGCUCAGAGCACGGGUCUCCGCCUACAUGCUUGAGAAGAGUCGCCUGGUCCACAUGGCGCACCAGCAGCCGAACUUCCACAUCUUCUACCUGAUGGCCGAAGGUCUGUCUGCUGAGGAGAAGAGCUGCCUGUACCUAAACAACCUGCUAGCACACAGGUACCUCAAUCCUGCUCCCCCAGGGGAGAGCCCCCCCAUGGCCAUGGCCUCCACCCAGAGCAGAGAUCGGCUGGCUGCUGUCAAACAGGCCCUGCGAGCCCUGGGCCUAAACAAGCUGGAAGUGGACUCUGCAUUCCAACUCCUGUCCUCUGUGCUCCAUGUGGGCGACCUGCGCUUCACCCCCCUGACUGACCCAGACUCCGCCUUCCCGUCUGAUCUGCAUUUGCUGGAGCGAGUGGCUGGUCUGUUGCAGGUGUUUUCAGACGACUUGAGCUCUGCACUCACCUCUGAUGUACAAUAUUUUAAAGGUGAUGUCAUCACUAGGCGCCACACCGUGGAAAUGUCAGAGCAGUACAGAGACCAGCUGGCUAAGUCUCUUUACGGACGUCUCUUCAGCCACCUGGUCAACCUCAUCAACGAAUACCUACAAGGACAAGACGACAGCAUGGGUGACCCUGCCCUGGAGAUAGGAAUCUUGGACAUCUUUGGAUUUGAGGAGUUUCAGAAGAACAGCUUUGAGCAGCUGUGUGUGAACAUGACCAGUGAGCGUCUAAGACAGUAUGUCUCCGAGGUGCUGUUCCAGCAGGAACAGGCUGAGAGUCUACAGGAGGGCGUCGCCAUGGAGACGCUGUGGUCGCCCGGCAACCAGCCAGCUGUUCUCGACUUUUUCUUCCAGAGGCCCCAGGGUCUGCUGUGUGUGUUGGAUGAGGAGAGCCAGGCUCUGCGGCCUGCUGAGUACACACUCUACAAGAGGCUGCAGACACACCUGGACUCCACACAGACACACGGCAUCUCACUGACGACCAAGGACGGCAACGGAAAUCCCCCGCCAAAAGACCAGGGUCCCGCCUUUACUGUCAGCCACUAUGCAGGCCAGAUGACAUAUGACCUCACAGGGUCAUUGACAAAGAACAAAGACUCCCUCCCUCAAAACCUCCUGCUUGUUAUGAAGUCCAGUGAGAGUGUGCUGCUGCAGCAGCUGUUCCGGUCCAAAUUGACCCAGACCGGUUCCCUGGUCCCGUCCCAGUCCAGACCAGGUCUGAGGGGGUCCAAAGCUGCCCUGCUCCUACGCAAAAUGACCUGUCCCUCCUCCUCCUUCUGCUCCUCUUCCUCCUCCUCCUCCUCCUCCUCCUCCUCCUCCUCCUCCUCCAUCACUGCUCGACCUUCCCGGAGAUGCCAGGACCUUUCCAAGAUGUUGAAGAAGAAGGGAGCAGCCUCAUUCCUCCAGAGGCUGGAGAGGUGUGGUCCCAUAACGGUCGCCGUCCAGCUGAGAAACUCCCUCUCAGAGCUGGUCAGCAAGCUGCAGGCUUGCACGCCUCACUUUGUGGAGUGUGUGCGUCCCAACGGCGGUGGCGCGGCCGACGCCUUCGACAGCGUCCACGUGUCCAGCCAGUUGCAGUACGUCGGAGUGCUGGAGAUGGUCCGUAUGAUUCGCUAUGGAUACUCCGUCCGCCUGCCCUUCAACAGCUUCCUCAGCAGGUUUAAAGAACUGGUGGACACCACUCUGGCAGACAAGAGGAAGUUGUCAUCGGAGGAGAAAUGUCGCUACAUACUACAGCAGUGUAAACUCCAGGGCUGGCAGAUGGGCAGCAGCAAAGUGUUUCUGAGGUACUGGCAGGCUGACCAGCUCAACGACCGCUGUCACCGGAUUCACAGGAAGAUUGUCACCUGUCAGAAAGUGGUGCGAGGCUGGCUGACCAGAAGGCGCGUGAGUCACUUGCUCUCCCAGACUGACGGCUGUCGUGUCCAGCGGUUCCUGCAGGGGGCAGAGGACCUGGGCCUGCACACCUACGACCACCUGGUCAUCCAGAAUGCUUCCGACAUCGCCCGCGAGAGCGAUCGCCUGCGCUGCCACGGCAACUGCGUGGGCAGCAGCCCGCCGCUCGGGGAGAGGCCCGAGCCGGUGGGCAAGGAGGAGGAGCCUGCCAAGAGGUUAAGGACCGCCCCCAUCUCAUUAGCAGUCGCGGAGAAGACUGCCAGAGCAAAUGAGGGCAGUCGGACCAUCCGCCACUUCCGUUCCAGCUCCGUGCCUAUCCCCCUGACCAUGGAAAGCUUGGUAUAUCCCAGUGCCAGCCCAUCCAUCAAGCCUGCCCUGGCACAAGCGGGUCAUACCACUGAGGAUGGGGGAAAGGGGGGAACCUUGUCCUCCCCACGGAAACAGCCUCCGCCGAAGCCUAAGAGGGAUCCCAACACACGUCUGAGUGCGUCCUACGAGGCUGUCAGCGCCGGGCUCACCCUGGGUCCUAGAGAGAGCCCCACCCCUGAGGGCUGUGCAUCCCCUUCUGGCAGCCCCCCCAAAAAUCAGCUGUCCCCCACAGACCCCUCAGCCCUCUCCAAGCCCCGCCCCCACAGCGACGACUACACCGCCAUGCGCAAGGUCCCGCCUCCCAAGCCCAAGCGCAGCCCCAACACCAAGUUGACCGGCUCCUACGAGGAGAUCAACGCCGUUUCCCUUCACCUGCAGCUCCGCCCGGCCGACGUCAAACUGGCCCUGCUGUCCCGCAUGGGAGGGCUGGGGGGGUUGAUGCAGCGCGCCGCCUCCAUGGACGGCCCGCGGGGGGCGGCGCUGGGCCAGGGCCAGGACGACGAGGAGGACGUGUACAUCGAGAUGGUGGGGGCGCACCCUCGGCACCCUCACCCCCCUUCCAGCCUGCAGGACCCCUCGGAACCUCCCAACAGCCCCCCGGACGCAGAGGCCGUAUACGAGGAGAUGAAGUACUUCCUGCCCGAGGACGGGGCACUUCCCGCGGGCACCAUGAGCAUUGCGAGCAAGCUGGAGGCGCUCGGACUGGGGGCGUUGGGGAUGUCGACCAAUCAGAGCAGGGACUGUAAGCGGGUAGUGGUAGGGGUGACUGCUGCCAUGGAGAUACCCCUCAUCCCGAACGCUGGGGCGGGGCUCUCGAAACCUGCCCAGGGGAGAGAGGGAGGGUGUGACAUCCCCGCCCCCUUCCCCAACCUGCUCCCUCAUCGCCCCCCCCUCCUGGUGUUCCCCCCUUCCCCCGUGACCUGCUCCCCUGCGUCGGAUGAGUCCCCCCUCACCCCCCUGGAGGUGAAGAAACUGCCAGUGUUCGAAACCAACCUGAACUACCCCGGCGGGGGGCCAGACUCCCCCAUCUCCCCCCAGUAUUCCCGCCAGAGGGCCGAUUCCUCCCCCAGCCUCUCCAUCCUCAUGCCGGACAAGUCCACCCCGCCUCUCACGCCGCCUCCCCCCAGCACCCUCCCUCCCCCCUACAGACCCCCCUCCCACUUCCCCUUCCCCCCCGAGGUCAACUUGCUGUCUCUGACCCGGGCAGCGUCCGUCACAGGGGGGUCUGACUCAUCGAAGCCCUCCUCCUCCAAACCCUACUCCUCCUCCUCCCAUCCCCUGGGGAAGCCCCCUCCCUAUUCGCCGGUGAAGUCGAGCCGACCCGAGCCCCGGCGGGCCCACUCCUGUUCCUCUUCUCCCCUGCUCUUCAACCCAGCCAAUGGGAGAUCCCUGACCAGCCCCCUGGACGAGCUCAACACUCUGUUCAACUCCGGGAGGAGCCUGCUCAAGAAGUCCACGCCUGGACGCAAGAUGAGGGAUGGAGGGUUCAACUCAAACAUCAACCUGCCUGGGAGGGAAGACUCAGGCUCUGCCCCCACAUCCCCAUCCCCUCAGCUACAGGACAAGAAUGCCAAUAACCACUCCCCCCACUCCCCAAACCCCGCCCCCAUGGAGAAUGGCAACCCUCAUGGAGAAAGACUCUCUAACGGGUGUCUGGAAGAUGAGGGUCACUCCAAGUCCAUGUCCUCCAGCUCCUCCUCUCUGCACAGGCAUAUGGACAGCCACCACACUCAGAGAAGCCAUCUAAACUUCUCUCCGUUUGGAGCGGGGGCCGCCCUCUAAGACGGGGGGGGGGGCUGCUGUCAGACGGGGGGGACAGGAUGAUCCAGCGUCUGCAGAGGUUUGUGGAGGAGGAGGAGUGACCCCCUGGGGGAACAUCUGCGAUUGCACCGGGUGCAGUGUGAGGCACGGGGCUAACUGGAAGCAUUGGGACCCUCCGGCCCCACCCACCAGAAUGCUUUGGACCAACCGGAAGGCCUCUAUGAGAAGGGGAGGCGCCUUCAUGAUAUGGAUGUUUUCUUCAGACGCAUGAAGCAACCGCCGUAUUUCGACACCACACUUCUCGAAACCUACAACUCUGCCCUCUGUCAGCUGCUGCUUCACCCCCCCUCCGUCCCCCCAUACAACCCCUUGAAGCUUAGCUCUCCCCCCCCCCCCAAGAGCGACAGCUAUUCUUCAGGGGGGAGGGGGUGUACCACCACUCCCUCCUCCCCCCCCUUCACAGCCUGGGUACGGGGGACUCGGUUAGGAGCCAGCCCCAAGGCCCGUUCAGAUAGGACUCAUGCCCUAGGAGUGUCUGGGAUGGGAGGAGAGGAGAGGAGAAGCACACCCCAGAUGUUCUUUCGCAGUUGAGAUAUGGAGAAAGAAGUUCCGCCGUCUUUGUGGAGAUGCCUAGCAUUAUGAAAGGACUUCCCGUACCUAACCCAUGGUGCUGACCACAUACUGUGGUACCCUGUGAUGUUCCAUGUCACCAUCUCUGUGUGUGAGUCCCAGCUCCCCCAGAAUGCACCUCUCCCAUGUUUACAGGUGACCCAGCGCCUCUUCUUCAUCUCCUGUGAUGGACUUCACGGUUGCUGCUCAGUUAAGCCUUUGGUAGAUAAAAAUACUUCAGGUACAGUGCAGUCCUGGGUGCAAGCAACAUCAAAUACUAGCGCUGCACUUAAUUUAGUAUACCCAGUACAAUGGUUGCGAUUGUACAAUCGCAGAAGUAUAAAUGGUGAAAUAAAUCAAGUGCACCUCAAACCCAUAUGUGUGCGUUUGACCCAGCCCUCCUACGGCUCAAUCUGAGUCUAACCCGACUGAUAGGCUCCAGUGUAUGUGGGGUCAGAAUGUGUUACUCUAAGAAAUACCGAGGACCCACGGAUAUAUUUUACAGCAUAGAGACAUUCAUGGUAACACACACACAAACCACACGCACAGUGGAUGACCACAGUCUCACUUCUACUACUCAAGAUCUCUCAAUGACCCGACACUAUGUAGUAUGUGUCAACAAAGGAGCAUAUGACUGUGGUCCAGACUAAGUAUAGGAAGGUCUCAUCUUUACUGUAUCUCCUAACACCAUCACCUAGGAGACCGAGUUAAUAGCCUAGUUAGGCUGAAGAGCUCAAGGCCGGAAACUCCUGAAUACCAGAGCUCUCCAAUGUACAGAAUUCUCCUCAAUGCAUCUCCAAUGGAACCAUACCCCAACCUCGCCAUGCAAGCACAUAAAAACAACCCCCUCAUUCAGCUGUGUCGCUCUGAAAGCACCCCAACCCCCCUCCGCUGCUUCAGAAACCCCUGGCCAAUCCCCCAUCCACCCCAGCCCCUCCCCCAACCUCCAGGGGACCAGAGGCAUUGCCAUGGUAACCUCCCUGUAAAUAGUGGGAUGGCGUUUUAAAUGUUAGAGGUUUUACCGUAGCAGAAAAGCACAGAGAAAAGGCAGGGUAGAGAGGAUAGAAAUAUGGUAAAUAUAACAUUGUCCAGAUUCAAGGAAUGUCUUGGGUUCGAUGCAAUGACUGAGGCAAAGAGAAGAGGUUUAUUUUAUAAUGUGAAUUUUCUUUUCUUUUUUUUGUCUUCUUCAGAAUGAUUGUCUAUUGAUAUCAAGUUCUUUAUACUGUAUUUAUAUUGUGUGUUUCCCAUGUUGAUAACUGCUGGUUUACUCCUGAGAGGCAGACAUGUUUACUAUGCCAGCCAGGAAGGUUGAGCGAAGGUGUAUUGCACAAUGUUGACGUGCGGUGUGGAUGGGGGGGUGCUGUGGCCACAUCUCCACACCCAGGUGUGUCUCUCUUCAGGCAGGCCCAUCUGAGCAGAUCACGGUGUCAUGGCCCCAGACCUGGAGCAUCAAUAGAUCGGAUAGAUUUACCUCGGUCCCUGAUCCUUCAUCACGAUGACUGAUUGAUCUGGUAUUUACAAAUUAGCCGCGCCAUCACUCUGCUUGGCCUUCCCAUUAGCCCUGCUUAAUAGGAGAAAAUGUGCGUUGUUCAAAUACACACACGUACAAACACACCUACUGACACACACACGUAUUCUCUGGAACACGCAGAUAUCUUCACACACACACACACACACACACAAUCAGAGACUUAUUUAUAUAAAUAAUCCUAUAGACCUUGAAUCCCUGAGAGUGGCAGCCACACCCAGCACCCCUCCAGCCCACACCAAGGUGGUGAGGUCCUCCUCUAUACAGGGUCCUAAAAAAAGUCAUGUUCAUGUAUGCUUAGUGGACGUACUCAUCCCCACCUACAAGGACUUCUCGUGAAAUGAUGGAGAGAGAAAACAGACCAUGGAUUGUUUUGAUAGAAUUUGAGACAGUUAGCAGUGUGUGACCCUGCAUGACUUGCUGUCAGCUCCCCCCCCUCCCCCUCCCCCCCCCCCAUCCAGACUGUCACCAUCAGGCUUAAUGAUGUGAAUCACUAUUCUCAACGCACUGUGAAUCUGCCCCGUCUCUCACUGCCAUCCUGCCAUACUGACACCCCUACACGCCCCCACCUGCCCACGAUACUGACACACCAACACUCCCACUGCCCCACUACCCCACACUUACACCAACACACACUCCAGCUCCAAUGAUGCACAACCCCAAAUGCCCCCACCAUAUUUUCAUACAGAACUAACAAACUGCCAUUUGUCAUUCCAAAUCAGGAAUCUGUGUGUACUAGUGUUCCUAGGUCAGUCCCUGCAUCAGGUGUGGUGCUAUGGCCAGGCCAGAUCAGGCAUCCUACUGAUCCCAGACCAGACCAUGUACAGAGCUGACGGGAGAGCUAGGACAGCCUGGCUGUCUCACUGCCUCUCAUUGUUGUUGUUUUAAAGUUUCCCAUCUUUUGUAAACAACCUGAAGCCAGUACCAUUUGAUCUGCAUUCAUAUGUGUUCGUGAAAAAAAGAGAAGUUGUAUGUGUUUGUUUCAUAUAUCAUUGGCGAUGUUUUAUAAAUACGUGUACAGCAAUAAAGAAAACGGUGUCCA
Molecule: messenger RNA, 9235 nt
Organism: Osmerus eperlanus (European smelt)
Lineage: Eukaryota; Metazoa; Chordata; Actinopteri; Osmeriformes; Osmeridae
Gene: myo16
Product: myosin XVI
Exons: 36
Coding region: 276-6077 (1933 amino acids)
Biological process (GO): negative regulation of G1/S transition of mitotic cell cycle; phosphatidylinositol 3-kinase/protein kinase B signal transduction; neuron projection morphogenesis
Cellular component (GO): myosin complex; perinuclear region of cytoplasm; nucleoplasm
Molecular function (GO): protein phosphatase binding; actin filament binding; cytoskeletal motor activity
Source: RefSeq, a predicted model, not a curated record